Messenger RNA from Dreissena polymorpha, 1951 nucleotides. Its product is annotated as sulfotransferase 1C4-like. Gene Ontology annotation, biological process: sulfation. Gene Ontology annotation, molecular function: sulfotransferase activity. The record is from RefSeq and is a predicted model, not a curated record. Lineage: Eukaryota; Metazoa; Mollusca; Bivalvia; Myida; Dreissenidae. The transcript has 7 exons. Bases 113 to 1375 code for a protein of 420 amino acids. Gene Ontology annotation, cellular component: cytoplasm.
CAAUUCUUAUUUAUAGACAUAAGUAUUCGCGAUAACUAAAUGGAAGUUCACACAUGACCUUGUGUAAAGCCUGUGGCUGAACUUUGUGGAGAAAAACAACACGUUCAAUACAAUGACAAUGUAUUUUUCGUCAAUUAAAAUAUCUCAAAACUGUUUAGUUUUAACAAAGCGAUGCUUAGCAAUUCAAAGAAAGUUUAUAUGUCCAAACAUUAGUCAAAAAAGUAACUGCAAAGCAAAUUCAUGUCUGCAAAAAAUUCCAUCAUGCCAACAAACACAGAAAAGAUAUUUUCAUUCAACAAAACGAUCAGGAGCUCAACAACCACAAACACAUGCUUCAGAGCCAACCAUGAAAGAUCAUAUUCUGAAAGUGGCAAUCUAUGGCUCAUUUCUCGUUGGAUGUGGACUAUUUGCUGCCAUAGGAAUGCGAGAAUACAAGCGCUACAGGUUAAAGAAAAAGGGAAUUGAGUUUUUAAAUAUAAAAGAAUGGGGACGGUUAGAUGUUUACAAGUACAAAGGAUAUAUGCUUCCAAAUUUUGUCAUAAACCAGAUUGAUGCCUUGGAGAAAUUUGAAACGAACUCAAAUGAUGUGUGGGUGGUAUCAUUCCCACGCUCAGGAACCACUUGGCUACAGGAGAUAGUGUACCUUCUUCAUUCUGAUUUGAACUUUGGUCAUGCCUCUCGUGCCUUGCUGGAUGACAGGUUUCCAUACUUUGAAUUCACCUACCCUGGUUUGAAGGAUAUUGAAGACAGGGGGACUGCACGGCUUAUAAAGUCUCACCUACCUUGGUCGCUGUUACCGCAAAGUGUCAAAGAAAAACAACCCAAGAUCAUCUAUAUUGCCCGUAACCCCAAGGAUGUUGUAGUUUCCUUCUUCCACUAUGUUCGCUACCUGUUUCCAGUGACCCGCUAUAAAGGAGAAUUCAAUGAAUUUUUCAAUCUGUUUGUACAGGAUAAAGUGUUAUAUUCACCAUGGAGUGAGCAUGUAAAAGAGUUCUGGGACAAAAGGAAUGAUGACAACAUUCUGUUCCUGACAUAUGAAGAUUUGAAAAAGGAUACAGAGGGCACUAUAGACAAGAUUGCAGCCUUCCUAGGCAAGAAAAUCUCGACAGAGGACAGAAAGGCCAUUAUGGAAUACUGCAGUUUUGAGAGCAUGAAGAAGAACCCUAUGACCAAUCAUAAUUGGUUUGAGGCGCUUGGAGUGGCUGAUAGGAAAGAGGGAACAUUCAUGAGGAAAGGUUGUGUGGGGGACUGGGCAAACUACUUCACUCCAGCAAUGGACCGAGAUAUGGAGCACAUGGUUGUGACAAAGUUCAACAACAGUGACAUCACGUUCUCAUUCACGGGCACACAAUUUGUAGAUGACAAUGAAAAAUAGACAGAGUUCUCCAACAGUGGCAGUACAUUCUCACUCACAGAAGAAGACCUUGUCUAUGUAGAUGACAAACAGACAAAGUUCCAAAAUAGUGAUAUCACUUUUCUUUUUAUAGCACACAAUGCUGAUGAUAAUGUUUUAUUGGUGUAAUGAAGUUGGCUAAAAAAACAAACAGACGCAUUCACAGGCACACAAGUUGGCAAAUACAGAUUACGAACAGAUCGUAACUAGCUGUGAUGACAGUGAUUAUAUUUGACUGGUAAACAGUUGGAGACACAAGUGGAAAAUGGGCAAUUGUAUAAUGCUGUGACAAAGUUCCUAAACAGUGAUAACACAUUUUCUGUCAACCAUUAUGAUACGUUUUAUUACAACCAAUGCAAGAAUAUACAGGAAAAAAGAAUAUUCAAGCUUGCCAAGAUCUUGCUGGAAAUUAUUUUGCUGGACUUAGUUGAUUUGAAUGUUGUUGAAGCUUAAGAUAAUAUAGAAAAUUAUCAAACAAACUAGGCGUAAGAAAGAUUGUAAAUAUGCUCCAUCCACUUAACAAAAAUAGCUCUAGUGCUUAAUAAAUACUGAAAUAUU